UUUUUGGAUAUUUGCCGUCUCUUUUUCUCUUUUACUUCCUCCCUUUUUUAUAUUUUUCGCUCUUCUUUUCAAACUCUCUCUCAUCGAUCCACUAAAAUACUGAUUCUCCACUCACAUUUUAUUUUCAUUUCUCUAUACUCAAAAAAACAAAAUCCCUAAUUUCUCUCCUUUUUUGAAAAAAUUAUUCUAAUAAUUUUAUUCUUAGUUGUAGAAGAAGUAGCCAGAGCUUUUCACCGUUGCUGUUCGAACAUUUUUGUGUUUUCUUCUCCGAUCGUCUGGUUUCUGUCGGACUCUACCGCACUUCCACAAAAAAAAUUGGCUGAUCGGUUUACGUUGCAAGCUUUGAUCCUUGAGCUUCAGUUCGGCUUUUAGUUGAAUUAUGUCUGCUGAUACCAUGAUGAAUGUUCCUAAUGGCAAUGGUAAUGGCAAUGCACAGCCUGAUCCGCAGCGAACGUAUCAAGUUGUUGUGGCUGCGACCAAAGAUAUGGGUAUCGGUAAGGAUGGGAAGUUACCUUGGAACUUGCCUUCUGAUCUCAAAUUCUUCAAAGAUAUCACUCUGACUACAUCAGAUUCUGGGAAAAAGAAUGCAGUCAUAAUGGGUAGGAAAACAUGGGAAAGUAUUCCCCUUAAGAAUCGACCUCUUCCGGGUCGUCUUAAUGUUGUUCUGACUCGGUCUGGAAGUUUCGAUAUUGCAACUGCUGAGAAUGUUGUUAUAUGUGGAAGCAUGACCUCUGCUUUGGAAUUAUUGGCUGCAUCUCCUUAUUGUCUUUCGAUCGAGAAGGUCUUUGUUAUAGGUGGAGGCCAGAUACUUAGGGAAUCCCUUAAUGCAGCUGGUUGUGAUGCUAUUCACAUAACUGAAAUAGAGACAAACAUUGAAUGCGACACUUUUAUGCCUGCCAUUGAUACCGCUGUAUUUCAGCCUUGGUACUCAUCAUUUCCUAUGGUGGAAAAUGACAUUCGGUAUUGCUUCACAACUUAUGUUCGUGUGAGAACCUCGACAAUUGAGCACCUCUGCCAGAACUGUGAUCUGGUCGUUGAUAACAAACCAGAUACUGGUAAGUUUGAGGUAAAGAAGUUCUCUUUCCUGCCCAAGAUGAUUUUCCGUAAACAUGAGGAGUACUUGUACCUGAAUAUGAUUCAAGACAUCAUCUCUGGGGGUAACCUUAAGGAUGACAGAACUGGGACUGGUACUUUAUCAAUGUUUGGUUGCCAGAUGCGUUUCAAUUUGCGAAAAACGUUUCCGCUUUUGACAACUAAGGCAUUAUUUUGGCGAGGUGUUGUCGAAGAGUUGCUUUGGUUCAUCAGUGGUUCAACUAAUGCCGAGGUCCUUCAAGAAAAGGGCAUUCACAUAUGGGAUGGUAAUGCAUCCAGGGACUUUCUUGAUAGCAUUGGGUUGACUAGUAGGGAGGAGGGUGACUUGGGACCCGUAUAUGGGUUCCAAUGGAGGCAUUUUGGUGCUAGGUAUACUGACAUGCAUGCUGACUACACUGGACAAGGAUUUGAUCAGUUGUUAGAUGUUAUCGACAAAAUUAAGAACAAUCCUAAUGAUAGAAGGAUUAUACUCUCCGCUUGGAAUCCAUCUGAUCUCAAACUUAUGGCACUUCCACCUUGCCACAUGUUUGCUCAAUUCUACGUUGCCAAUGAGGAGUUAUCUUGCCAAAUGUAUCAGCGUUCUGCUGAUAUGGGCUUGGGUGUGCCAUUUAACAUUGCAUCUUAUGCUCUCCUGACAUGCAUGAUUGCUCAUGUUUGUGAUCUCAUUCCUGGUGAUUUCAUCCAUGUGCUCGGUGAUACACAUGUUUAUAGCACUCAUGUUAGGCCAUUGCAGGAGCAGCUUCAGAAACUGCCGAAGCCUUUUCCAAUUUUGAAGAUCAAUCCUGAGAAAAAGAACAUAGAUUCCUUUGUGGCAUCUGAUUUCAAACUCAUAGGUUACGAUCCUCAUGAGAAAAUAGAGAUGAAAAUGGCUGUAUAGAGCUUUGUUUCAGGUUCAGCAAACUCAGAGGCUCCGGUCUGAUUCUAGGCAGCAUCCACUCAGUUUUGAGGGCCAUUUACCGGAGGCUUAUGCUGAUGCCGAGACAUACUGAUUACCGAGUUCAAAAAUAAAAGGUUUGUUUUUUAGUUGGAUACAGUUAGAAGGAUGAUAUCAUAUGUAGUAAGUGAGAAUCCUUUAGUUCCACAUUAUUAUUCUUCAAUGGUGGUUCUAAGGAGAUUUAGGAUUUUACUGUAAUUUUCUUGAGCAAUUUUACUUUCUGAAUUGCCAAACAUAUUCUUGAAAAGAAAACUGGUUAUUUGGAAGACCAAAAGUUCUUUCAGCUUUUAUUUGGAGGGGUUAUUAUUUAUUAAGGACUUAAAAAGAAAUGAUAUAGUAUUAAUUAUCAAA
Gossypium raimondii (Peruvian cotton) is the source of this 2377-nucleotide messenger RNA. Its product is annotated as bifunctional dihydrofolate reductase-thymidylate synthase 1. The transcript has 12 exons. Gene Ontology annotation, cellular component: mitochondrion; cytosol. Gene Ontology annotation, molecular function: thymidylate synthase activity; dihydrofolate reductase activity. The coding region runs from base 380 to 1969 and encodes 529 amino acids. Gene Ontology annotation, biological process: dTMP biosynthetic process; one-carbon metabolic process; tetrahydrofolate biosynthetic process. Lineage: Eukaryota; Viridiplantae; Streptophyta; Magnoliopsida; Malvales; Malvaceae. The record is from RefSeq and is a predicted model, not a curated record.